This is a messenger RNA of Metopolophium dirhodum (rose-grain aphid), 3742 nucleotides long. Its product is annotated as ephrin type-B receptor 3-like. The record is from RefSeq and is a predicted model, not a curated record. The coding region runs from base 375 to 3119 and encodes 914 amino acids. Gene Ontology annotation, cellular component: signaling receptor complex. Gene Ontology annotation, molecular function: transmembrane receptor protein tyrosine kinase activity; ATP binding. The transcript has 6 exons. NCBI's taxonomy places the organism in Eukaryota, Metazoa, Arthropoda, Insecta, Hemiptera, Aphididae. Gene Ontology annotation, biological process: protein phosphorylation; cell surface receptor protein tyrosine kinase signaling pathway; positive regulation of kinase activity.
CGCGACCAGUCAGUCUGUCUCGCACGCCGGUCGUGCGUCUUCCUGUUUUUCGCUUGUUUUUUUCUUAUAUUAAUUUCUCUCAUUUUUUCAACUGGUGCCCGUCAUCGAUCGCAUCAUACACACACAUAUUAUUUUCUUUACUAUAUUUAAUAUUUUCGUGAUAAGUUGUGAGUGAUUACCAUUUAUUAGUCGUCAGUGUAAUAAUACAAUGGGUUAAAUAUCGGAAUGUGCGUGUGUUACAAUAAUAAUCAUAAUAAUAUUACUGUGCGAACGCGAAACGAUGUCGAUAUUUGUGCAGUUCUAGUGUCUUCCCCGCGUGAUUUCUCCGAUAACUCUGAACCGGAGCCACGUAAAUGCCAUAAUGGAUACGAGUAAUGUUGACCGUUAAGAUGCAGUGCAAGUGCGGCCUUUGGUGCGCGUUCCUCGUAUUAUUGGCCGUGUCUGCCGUUUCUGCCACUCAACUUAUCAAAGAUGAUUUGAUGGUGGUGAUUCCUACCAGUAUGCCGGCUGAUGACGGGCGAAUCGCGACUGACUACCGCCGGCAGCGCAAUGCAACAACUAGAUCGGUGAUCGGCGUUCUCAGGAGAACGCCGACGCCGCCACAUCACCGGGGAGGAUCCGGGCCGGUUUCACCGCUGGAGGUGCUGCCGGACGUCGACGAAUCAUCAAUGCCCCGGGUCAAGAAGAAGAUCAAACACAAACGGACGUGGGAUGAACCUGAGGCCCAAGGAUCCGAAGUGCGGAACGCCACUUCCAAGAGGCCGGACCGGAUCAAGACCCGUAGGCGGUUGUUGGUGCCAUCCUCAAGCACGCCCAGGGCACUCCGGACUGCGGCCGUGUCGUCACCGCAAGAAGAAUCGUACUAUGAUUUCGGAAAAAAGAUCAGACACCCGACACAGUCGCAGCCGCCAUCCCCGCAGUCCACGGUGGACGGGCUCAACGUGCCGUCGGACUCGGAGACCCGAACGUCAGUCAGGUUGCCAGUGGUCGUCCAGCAAGUGAUGCAGGACGUCACGCCCCGGACCAGAGCACCCGGACCACCACCACAUAACCGCAACCACAGUACUGUGGCAGCGACCAGGCGGCCCACGGAGAACUCGGCGGCAGUGGAGUGCUUGUACCCGAGGUUCAGCAGACGGAACAACAAAACGCGGGCUCGGAGGGACGUGCGGUGCUUGACGGAAUCGGAUGGCAGGACCACAAGAAUACUGUCAACUGUCGUCACGUCCGUGUCGGUCAGGGGGAGCCCACAGAAGAGAAACGAUUCGACCGCCGACCUAGGUCGUCAUUCCAUCGACAACCACCGCCCAGACGCCAACGAUGGUGACGACGCGACCGGUGCGUACAAUCCCGGACCGCCUACGUCUACAUCGAGUCCGGACUCCGCGGUGUCGGCGUACCCAAAAUACCUCCGAAACCGGUACCGGAACAUAUCGCUGCCCGAAUACUUGGAGAUCACCAAAGUCAACCAGAGACGGUUGAACGGCACGACUGUGGCCGGAACCGCUUCCACAGCUCCCUCCACGGCCUUUUUUACCACCACCACCGCCGCCGCAACGACAGCCACCUCCAACUUUGCGGCGGCUUCGAGUCCGUCGUCCCCGGAUCAUUCAGUCGAUGGCAUCACUGAAAUGCUGGACGCGUCCACAACCAGCGACCGGUCUUCCACCGACACCCCUCAGCCACCGCCCACCGACUUGCAAGAUUUCAUCUACUUGAACAACGGUACGUCGGAAGCGCCUGCCGACUAUAUCGCCACUGAUGUCACCGCCACGGUUGCCUCCACCGCCCACACCACAACCAUAGUCGACGCAGCCGUCGAAGCCCGUCAGAGGAGGCCGCUGCUGCAGCGUGGCAACGUCACCAGGCCGUCGGCCGAACACGAUGUGGGCGUAGUAUAUCCAGACGGGCUAGCCACUUCCGUGUACUUUUUAACGUUUUUGGCCAUCGUUCCGUUGGUAUUAGUAAUUGUUUUCGCGUUCAAGCUGGCCAUGCGGCGAAAAAAGAAGAAGGUAUUUGACAGUUCGGAAUAUUCUUCCGAGUACAACCGCAGCCCACUGGACUUCAACACAAUCACGUCGUCACCCAUCACCACGAAACUUCCCAGGGUCCCGCAGCACAUCGUGUGGGACGCGGAGAAGACGCCCGCCGUCCCGGUGCCGAUGAGCAACAGCCGUUGGGAGUUCCCCCGGGAAAAACUGCGGCUCCAGACCAUACUCGGUCAAGGCAAUUUCGGUCAGGUGUGGAAGGCCGAGGCGGACGACAUUAACGGACAUGAGGGCCUAACCAGGCUGGUCGCGGUGAAAAUGGUCAAGGAGGACGCGGCGUCCCGGGAGAGAGAAGAUCUGAUCAGAGAGCUGAGUAUUAUGCAACAUCUCGGGUCGCAUCCGAACGUCGUCACGUUGCUGGGAUGCUGUACGGAGAAAGAACCGUAUUUACUGAUCAUGGAGUACGUUAUGUACGGCAAACUAUUGGCGUUCCUUAGAGAUCGACGGACACGAUCACAUUAUUUUAAUUUUAGCGACUCGACUGCUUCGCUCACGUCUAGAGAUUUAACCAUGUUUGCUUAUUGCGUAGCACGAGGAAUGGAUUUUCUGGUCUCGAAAAAAAUAGUGCACAGGGACUUGGCCGCGAGAAACGUAUUGGUCGACCAUAAUAAGUUAUGCAAAAUAGCCGAUUUUGGUAUGUCUCGCAAUGUCCGAGACACAAACCAGAUCUACGAGCAAAGGCAUACCAAGGGUGCUUUGCCUAUCCGUUGGAUGGCACCAGAGUCGUUGCACUAUAGUAUAUUCACAUACAAGACUGACGUGUGGAGCUUCGGUGUACUGAUGUGGGAGAUCGUCACUCUAGGUUCAACCCCUUACUGCACGAUGGGCGCCCGCGAAGUAAUGAGACGCGUGCGCGAAGGCUACAGACUGGACAAACCGGCGCAUUGUCGAUCCGAAUUGUUCAGGGUGAUCACCAAGUGUUGGGCAGCCGACCCGUCCAAGCGACCCACAUUCGCCGAGCUGAAACAAGAGCUGGGUGCACUCCUGGAAAACCCAGAGUUUGAAGGCAGCUACGUGGACCUGGAGAGUCUCGUCGAUGAGUCGGACGGAAAUGCCAAGGACAGACAAUAAUAAUAUAAUUAUACGUACCUAUAAUUUAGUAUUGUGUACGCGUAUCAAUAUAUUAUGCAGACCAAAUAGCGAUCUCCCGCGGGCGUUUUUAUAACGAUUUCUUCGCAAAAAGAUCACAAAAAAUUACAUUAUUUUUCAUUUGUUGUAUGUUUUAACAGUUUUUAUUAGAUUCCUUUUUGAUUUACACGGCAUUUAAGUAGUUUUAUACUUAGAACAAAAAUAUUGUAAACACACAUGAUUAUUAUUGUCGGUUCGAGAUUGAUUUGUUUUCAUUUUAUCGUAACUGCAAAUAUCACGAUUGAAUAUGUACAUUGUAUGUUAUUUAAAAACCAUAAUGUUAUUUAUAUACGAUGUAUAUAUAUUAUUAUUAUUAUUAUAUUAUAUAUUUUUUUUUUACCCAAAGUAGCGAAGUGGAAAAGAACUGAUUUGAUGUAUUUGAUGCAACAUAAAUCAAUAUGAUUGUAAUUCAAUAAACAUUGAUAAAUACUAUAAUAUUAUAGUAUGUAUAUCGAUAGAUAUUAUAGGUUUAUUUGUCUAUUUGAUGUCUGUUGGUAAAUGUAUAGUAAAAUUAAAUUGUAACAUUAUUAUUUUUUUUUAUUGAUAAAUAUAACUAUGUAUGUGUA